Messenger RNA from Owenia fusiformis, 5285 nucleotides. The record is from the annotation of a GenBank genome assembly. NCBI's taxonomy places the organism in Eukaryota, Metazoa, Annelida, Polychaeta, Sabellida, Oweniidae.
GGUAUACAUGUUUAGACAAAAAAGUCUAGUCACUCCACUGGAAUCGCAAGAAAUUGUAAAUCCACAGACUUGAUUCUUUAGAUCAAGUUUACACCGCAUGUAUAUACAAAAGUUACGAUAUACAUAAAGAUAAUCAAAAUGAGUUGGAAAUACAAGAAACAAGAGAAGGAAGAGCCAGCAUUUGAAUAUGACAUGAAUCCCUACGACAGUUUCAUGAGAAAGCAUCUUCAGCAUUAUGGCUAUUAUACAGGGAGGAAUGAAGGUUACAGAAUAGAGGAAUGGGAGAGGACUAAUGGAUAUAACUAUGGACCUAACAAGGAUGACUCUGACAUGGAAUCAGAUGACUCCAAUGAUGAAGAUGAUGAUGAUGAUGAUUCCAGUAAGGACGAAAAACAACGUACCACCCAAAUAUCAUAUGCACCACAAGGAGGAAGGAUGGUGCCAAAGUUACGGGAACCUAGACAAUUAUAUGCAGUGUGUGGAGGGGAGGAGGCAUAUCAUGCACUGACCAGAUGGCCUGCUGAGAUACAAGUACUACCAGAACCCAUAGAGUUCUUGAAGAAUCCUAUAUCCCUGGGCCAAGAACCUAUGUACAAACCAACUGGCAAGGAGACUACACCAAUGAUUAGAGGGGAGAAUGGGGGAGGAAGGCUUGUCUACUUCUAUGAACCUUCAGCAGGAAGUUUUUUUCUACGAUCACGUGUAGGGGGGCAUCGCAAUGGAUGUGCAGACAAUGUUGCAGUGCAAUUACAGAACCAAGAGGACAAAACCUUAAUAUUUGAAGCCAGAUUUGAAAGUGGAAACCUGCUUAAAGCUGUGCAAAUAUCUGAUUUUGAGUAUGAAUUAACUCUAAGAAAUGACCUGUAUACAUCUAAACACACUCAAUGGUUCUAUUUCCGUGUGGCAAACACCAGAGCCAACUGCAAAUAUAGAUUCACUAUCACCAAUCUCAUGAAACCUGAUAGUUUAUACAACAAUGGCAUGAGGCCAGUCUUAUACAGUGAAAGGCUAGCAGCUGAGAAACAAAUAGGUUGGAAGAGAUGUGGCAGUGAUAUCAAAUACUACAAAAAUAAUAUAAAGACUGAUACAGGGAAAGGUGAGAGGAGCUUCUACUCACUAACGUGGACAGUGCAAUUACCAUAUAACAAGGACAAGGUCUACUUUGCCCAUUGCUAUCCUUACACUUAUACAGAUCUGCAGCAUUAUCUUAGAGAUGUUGCUAAUGACCCGGUUAAAACAAAGAUCUGCAAACAGCGAGUCUUGUGCCGUACUCUGGCUGGAAACAUGGUCUAUGUUCUCACUAUAACCUCACCUAGUCCAAGCAAUAAAGAUCAAAAGCACAAGAAAGGUGUAGUGAUUACAGCAAGGGUGCAUCCAGGGGAGACAAAUGCUAGCUGGAUGAUGAAGGGCUUCCUGGACUGUCUCCUUGGCAAUACUGCUGAUGCUAAGUUGCUUCGAGACACAUUUGUCUUCAAGAUUGUGCCAAUGUUGAACCCUGAUGGUGUAAUAGUAGGAAACUACAGGUGCUCUUUGUCAGGUAGAGAUCUCAAUAGGAACUAUAAGACAGCCCUCAAGGAUUCAUUCCCCUCUGUGUGGCAUACUAAAGCAAUGGUGCGCAAAUUACUGGAGGAGCGUCAUGUGGUGACAUACUGUGAUCUCCAUGGACACAGCCGUAAACAGAAUGUUUUCAUAUAUGGCUGUGAGAACAGGGCGAACCCCAUGAAGAAAUUACGAGAGAGGAUAUUACCUGUAAUGCUCAAUAGAAAUGCCUCUGAUAAGUUUUGCUAUGAGAGUUGCAAGUUCAAGGUGCAGAAGAGCAAGGAGGGGACCGGAAGGGUGGUUAUGUGGAACAUGGGCAUCAUGAAUAGCUACACAAUGGAGGCAACAUUUUGUGGCUCAACUAUGGGCAAGAAGAAAGGCUACCAUUUCCACUCUUCUGACUUAGAAAUGAUGGGGUAUCAUUUUCUUGACACCUUGCUUGACUACUGUGAUCCGGAUGCUUCCAAGAUAACUGCUAUAUAUAAUGAAUUGGAGGACCGUUUACGUCAUGAGAUCCUGGCACGACUGGAGAAGACAAAAGCUGGGGAGACUACAGAUCUGUCAAGCAUCAACCUGGAAGAGAUUGACCUCAUGGACGCAGACUUCUCUUCUGAUCUUGAGUCAAGUACUGGAGGCUCAGACAGCUCUGUAUCAGAUGGUCUCCCUGUACAUCUGCAGUAUUUAGCAGACAAGUUUCCCAAGAAGAAAAAGCUGCGCAGUAAGAAAGAUCGAGACAAACAGCGCAAGAAACUGUCUGCAGCACCAGGUGGAGAAGAGAUGGGGGAUAAGAAACCAAGUAGCGCUCAACCUCAAUCCUCCACAAAACAAAGGGUCCAGAAGUCAGUGUCAUCAGCAGGUAGGAUGAAGCCCAAGGGAGGGGCCACAGGGGUUGGAAUGCCGAUGUUUGUGCAGCAGAGAAUGGAAAAGAGAGAGGCUGAAAAGCAGAGUGACUAUCUUGAGUCAUUGACAAGUGCCUUUCUCAGGAGCGGACUGUUGUUGAGUGAUCCUCAGAAAGCCGUUCCACAUUUUCGAUACUCAAAUACCUUCCAAGCCAAUGGAGUCAGAUCAACACCAGCUUUCCCAGUGGAUGUUGGCACCCUCUGUCCAAAUCACGCAAAAACAUUUGCAGCUAAAUAUAUGGCGAAUCAUCUUAGAAAUGCUAUUGUAUUCAAUGAAAAGCUACAAGAAAUAUCAGGCCUUCCUGUAAGUGUUAACUGGCAAUGUUUCCCUGCUCCCGGUGGUGGACAACGUGGUAGAAAUGUGACACUUUCUUCAAUCGACAAACUGAACAAGGAGGUCCUUGUAUCCAAAUUGGUUGAACUCACUAGAGAAGAUGAACCAACCCCCGAUCUUCCAAGGUAUCGCUACAGUGGGCGCAACUUGGCCGAUUCUGUACCUAUGACACCACCUAUGCCAUCUAGUCAAUUGCCACGCCACCUUGUGGAAGGACCAGAUACUACAUCAAAUUACCCUAGGCCAGAAGUACCUGCAUCAGAAACUGAUUUACAAGAUCCUAUCAUUGACAAAGACAAACAAGUCAGACAACACCCACUCCCAUUUGAUCAAACUCUAGAACGUGAUAGACCACAUGAUUAUGUGAAACGGGCAGAUGUUAAUAUCAACAACAAUAACCUGAACAGUCUUGAUAAAAAUGAAACUGCUAGUGCCAACAAUAAUGAUAAUGUAGGACCACAAGUUCGUACAUUGAAAGGUGGACAACGUGCAAAUUCUGCCACCUCUAGUGCCAGGAGCAAAAGUCCCAAGGGUAGUAAAAGUGUUGAAAGUCUUGGUGCCUUAGUUGAGACUGAACGAGGGCCAACUCUAGGUACAACUCUUCACACACAAAGAAAAGUCAACUUUGAGCCAGACAUCCAUGACAAUAUACCACAACUGCGUCAAAAACAUGAAACGUUCCUGCCUAGGUCUUCCAGUACAAACAGCAUGCAUAGCAUGGCAUCUAAACGGACCCAUAACUGGCCACAAAUAGACAACUAUGAAAAUACUAAUAAAACACAAAGUGCAAAGACCUCACGGUCAAAUAAACCACAACUGUUUGCUCAGGAUAAUUUAGUAUAUGCUCCAAACAAUAGCGUAUUCGCACAGUCCAAUCCACAGCAUAUGUAUGUAGGGAAGAAUUCUCAGGUGUAUGCACAGCAAAAUUCUCAAAUGUUUGCACAGCAGAAUCCACUUGUAUAUUCCCCAAAUAGACAAGGAAUGAAAAUGAGACAUUCAGUACCAGCAGGUUCAUCAGCCCAGCAGAAAGCCCCACAAGUCAGGAUUCUUGACAGAAUGGUACAGCAAGUUGGUGAGGAAGUGGACACCUUAACUGCAGAACUCAAUCAACAAGUUGAGCGAGAGAGAAUGAGAUCAACCCAGAAUGCACCAAACAGACCAGCGCAACCUUUUCAGCGCCAAACCCUUGAAAAAUAUGCCAAUAAUAAUUUGCCCAUAGAGAUCUAUGGAAAUAAGGUUAUAAACCAAGGACAAUAUGAGGUGGAAGAGAACACCUUGUCACCUCCCAUUCUUGCUGAAGUGUCUGAUAUGCAACAAGCAUCUAGACCUUUUAGCAAUACUCGGAAGGAAUCUGCAAAACCUCCUGCAAGAAUAUCAUUGGUGAUGAAUAAUGGCCAUAAAGCUAAAACUAAAGUCAGUCACAGACCACCAGCCAGGCCAGUGCUUAUGAGGAGUGCUAAUGGCAAGAGGCAGCAUUAGUAGUGAACAGUACAGAUAGUCCUUUUAUACUAGCAUAUAUAAUGGUGUUUAGUGAUGGGAGUUAGAUCUCGAGUCAGUUACAUACUACCAACUACUGACCAGUGCUUACGAGGAGUACCUAUUGAAACAGGUAGCAUCAAUGGUGAUUAGACGAGUACAUGUAAUACAUGUAGUAAGGUCCAAUAAGAAGAGGUUUUGCAUCUAUAGUAAAUUGUAUUAGACCUUGAUUAGACCUUGUAAUAUCAGUUGAUAUGGACAUAAAGCAAGGGUGAAAGAUACAAACAGAGGUACACUAGUCAGUUGCUAUUUUCGACUAAAACUAUCUUCAAUAUGGCUACAAUGGUCAUUAUUAAUAGAACAAUAUAUAAAAUGCUAUUGUUGCUGUUAAAUCUGUUGUCACUAUUUUAGAUGAUAAAAGUGGCGAAAUAUUGAUUAAAUAAAUAUUGUGUCCUUUAGGGAUACUGUUUCAUUGAUCUCAUGUGGAUACAUGUAUUCUUCAGGUACUAACCCCAGUCGAGGGAAAUGUCAAUGCAAACUUAUGAUAACACAUCUAGUAAUAAGAAGUCACAUAGGCCCUUUCGUAGGGGGUCAACAUUAUUUUAAUUUGCCUUGAAACAGUAAAAUUGAGAAUGGCAAAAAACCAGGGAAUGGUUGAGAAAAGUCAGGGAUUUUUGGCCUAGGAGUUAUUUGUAUACUGUAUAAUGUGCAUACUGUACUUAAAGAAUGUCUAUUUAAUGCAUACGUAACUAGAUGCUAUAUAUAUAUUAGUACUCAUACUUAGUGUUUUCAUAAACUGUUUAUCUAGAAAAGAUCUGUGUAAAAAUGUAAUUACAGCAACCCAUUUACUGUUGCUGUUACAUUUAGUUUUAACAGUGUAUAUAGUUUGAAGUAGCCAAACAUAUACCGUUCAUGUAUAUAAAAAAUGUAGGCAUAUGUAAGAAAUUAUUUAAAUGAAAGUCUUGAUUAAAUGCUUGAUUAUUUUACCGAAAAGAAAUGUUAAUGCCAUAUUCAAGAAAUAAAUUAUAUAAAUUAAA